CGGGGGAGGGAGGAGCCAGAGCGGCCGCCGCCUCUGCCGGAGGAGCCGCGGGGCCGCCACACUCGCCCCCCGCCCCCCCGCGCUCACUCGCACUCACACCCGGGCGCUGGAGGCGGGCGGCCCGGGCCCCACCGGCCCCCCAUGGACGCCCCCGGCACGGGGCGCUGAGACCCCCGCGCCGCUGCCCAGCCCGGUCCAGCGCGCCACGCCGAGGGAUCCGCGGACAGGACGAGACUCUGAAGUUACUCUCCCAGCACCUACCCCCAGGACCACCCCCCGAAGGACCCAGCUUGCCCUCAACCCUCCCACCUGCCACUCCCUGGCCCCUCCCACCGCCCGCCCCCCUUGGGGUGCAGGGCAUGGUGUGAAAGGCCAAGUGCUGAGCGGGUACCAUGGGUGCUGUGCCCUAGGGCCUGGGUGGCGGGGGGUGGGCGGCCUGUGGGCGUGUUGGGGGGGCCAGCGUGCCCACCCCAGUCUCUUGGCGUGCUGGAGGGCAUCCUGGAUGGAAUUGAAGUGAAUGGAACAGAAGCCAAGCAAGGUGGAGUGUGGGUCAGACCCAGAGGAGAACAGUGCCAGGUCACCAGAUGGAAAGCGAAAAAGAAAGAACGGCCAAUGUUCCCUGAAAACCAGCAUGUCAGGGUAUAUCCCUAGCUACCUGGACAAAGACGAGCAGUGUGUCGUGUGUGGGGACAAGGCAACCGGCUACCACUACCGCUGUAUCACUUGUGAGGGCUGCAAGGGCUUCUUUCGCCGCACAAUCCAGAAGAAUCUCCAUCCCACCUAUUCCUGCAAAUAUGACAGCUGCUGCGUCAUCGACAAGAUCACGCGCAAUCAAUGCCAGCUGUGCCGCUUCAAGAAGUGCAUCGCCGUGGGCAUGGCCAUGGACUUGGUUCUAGAUGACUCGAAGCGGGUGGCCAAGCGCAAGCUGAUAGAGCAGAACCGGGAGCGGCGGCGGAAGGAGGAGAUGAUCCGAUCCCUGCAGCAGCGACCGGAGCCCACGCCCGAAGAGUGGGAUCUGAUCCACGUCGCCACGGAGGCCCAUCGCAGCACCAACGCCCAGGGCAGCCACUGGAAGCAGAGGCGGAAAUUCCUGCCAGAUGACAUUGGCCAGUCACCCAUCGUCUCAAUGCCAGACGGGGACAAGGUGGACCUAGAGGCCUUCAGCGAGUUUACCAAGAUCAUCACCCCGGCCAUCACCCGUGUGGUGGACUUUGCCAAAAAACUGCCCAUGUUCUCCGAGCUGCCUUGCGAAGACCAGAUCAUCCUCCUGAAGGGGUGCUGCAUGGAGAUCAUGUCCCUGCGGGCAGCCGUCCGCUAUGACCCCGAGAGCGACACCCUGACGCUGAGUGGGGAGAUGGCUGUCAAGCGGGAGCAGCUCAAGAACGGCGGCCUGGGUGUCGUCUCCGAUGCCAUCUUCGAGCUGGGCAAGUCACUGUCUGCCUUUAACCUGGACGACACAGAAGUGGCUCUGCUGCAGGCUGUGCUGCUAAUGUCAACAGACCGCUCGGGCCUGCUGUGCGUGGACAAGAUCGAGAAGAGUCAGGAGGCGUACCUGCUGGCGUUCGAGCACUACGUGAACCACCGCAAACACAACAUUCCGCACUUCUGGCCCAAGCUGCUCAUGAAGGUGACUGACCUCCGCAUGAUCGGGGCCUGCCACGCCAGCCGCUUCCUCCACAUGAAAGUCGAGUGCCCCACCGAACUCUUUCCCCCACUCUUCCUCGAGGUCUUUGAGGAUCAGGAAGUCUAAAAGCCUCAGGCGGCCAGAGGGUGUGCCGGAGCUGGGGGGAGGAGCCUGGAGAGAAGGGGCGGGGCUGGGGCUGAGGGAGACCCCACCCCCACACCCCUCUUCUCUCCUUCCCGCUCUCCCUCGGAUAGAUUCCGCUCCCAUACACACACCCCACACUGCCCAGGUCCCCCCUCAGAACCUCCAGCCCUGGGACAGGGCAACAAAUGAACUUGCUAUGAAAAGGACAGUGUGGGAGGCGGGGGGAGACCCAGUCCUCUGAGAAGCCAGGGGAAGGGAGAGAGAAACAGAGUGGACAAGCCAUCUUGACUGUAGGGAGAGGAGGAAGGUGGGAGGGGGCAGAUGCCCUCAACUCUCCCCCUGCACAAAAGAGAGAGACAGAGAGAGAGAGAGAGAGAGAGAGAGAGAGAGAGAGGGACACCCUGCCCAGUCCCUUGGCCGAGGUGUCCCCUCCAAGCUAAGGCCUCCUGCUCCCCCAGAUGCCUGGGCUCAGAGGACGACUUGGCUCGGCGCCUCCCCUGGGGGUUAAAUGUUAUAGUCAUUCUAACUGCACUUUGGAAACAAGCAAGGGGAGAAGAUAGAUGAAGAAAAACUAGACCAAGAAAAAGACAAAAAAAGAGCGCGAGAGAGAGCGAGAGCGAGCGAGAGCGAGCGAGCGAGAGAGAUGAUAUUAAGUUAUUAACUAAGGCUGGCCAGAGGGGAAGGACCCCCCCUUACCACCCCAUGCACUUUGACAGCUGCCCUUCCUCCUCCUCGAAUCAAAGAGAGUCCCUCUCCCAGCAGACCGCACCGGGAGGGCUGCCCAUCAGAGCUGUGAGCUGACACAACAGGGUCCUGGCCACCCCCUUGCCUUGCCCCUCCCCCUGUGCCCCUUUGGCACCCCCAGCCCAGUUCUUCCUCCGCUCUCUGCCACUCGUGCCCGCUGAGUUCCAUCUACCUCUCACGCUGGAUGCCAGUUGGCCCCUCACCUCCUGUCCUGCUGCCCGCACAGCUCCCCAUUCAAGUGCCCAGCCCCAGGGGCCUGUCCCUGUCCCCCGCCCCUCACACACACACACGUGCACACACACACACACGCACACACACGCACACCUUGGCACCCACAUGGGAAAAGCUGUGGCUGCGGCUUCCGCCCUCCUCAUGUCCUGCAGUAUUAGCUAUGGUCCAGAUGCUGCUGCCCGGGGCGGGAGCUGUGCGUGAGCAUCUCCCUGAGUCCCAGCCCCUGGGGGCGGGGGCUCGCUUGCCCUGUUUCCCGGUCUGUCUUCUGGGCUCUCUAACCUCUGCCCUCCUCCUUCCCUGCUCCUAUACAAUGCGCUCAUCCUGACUCUGGGUGGGCAGGCACCAGAAUGGGGGUGUCCGGGUCAGUGGCACUACAUUGGGGCCCUGGGGGAGGGGUGGUUGGUGCUCCUCCUUUUUUCCCUUUGAUGCUCUUCAGACCAGCCCCCCUCUGCCCCUGGGCUCCCUUCCCCUCUUCUUUUCUCAAAUUCAGGGACUUUGGCUUGAGCCCCUCCCACCCUCCUGGUGAGGAGUGCUCUGUUGGUCUGCACUUGGGGCAGCUGCCCUCCUCUUCCUCCGCCUCCUCCCUUUGGCUAUGGCAGCUCCUCAGGGGAGAGAGAGGGAGGGAGGGAAGAAGGAGAGGAGUGGGGAGGGACAGCGCAGACCAGAGGGCCCUGGGCUCAGGGCUGCACGUCGGCAGGGAUGGAUGGGUGGACAUAGAUGCCCCCGGAAGCCAUGGGGAAUGGGGCAGGGGUGGGUGGGGGAGGGGGCGCCAGGGCUUCCUGCGCUUUGCACUAUUGGGGCAAAAAUGUCUUAAGCAGUGGGGAACCUGCCACCCCACCCCAACCCUCAGCCUGCCACAGCCCCCUACACACACAUACACACACACACACACACACACACACACGCCAUGAGCAUCCACACGUGCACCCACACACACAGGAAGGCAAUGCUAUGCUGCCUGCCAGGGCGGUGUCCUUCCCCGCUGAUCAGGUGUUCCCACGGGGAUGGAGGGCCUGGAGGAGCAUCCUGUCACCUGUGCAUGUGCCUGCCCGCCCCACCGGGGCCCUGGGCUGCCCGUGCUGUCUUUGUCUCUGUCCUCUCCCUCUCUCUCCUGGGGUGUGACUGCAGUCCCAUGGAUAAGCCCUCUUGUACCUGACUCCCAUACCUGGGGUCCCCAGUGGAAUUCCUGACCUAUCUGCUGUCUCCCCUACUCCUUCAUCCCCACCCCUCGCCCUCCAUCCCCAUUUUCAGCCAUGGACUCGGUGAAGAAAAGGCCCGGAAGAGCCUUGGCCUCUUACAGGCACUUAGGAACCCCUCCUCCCCACUUCUGCCCUCCCCAGUCAGAUGAGCUGUGACCCCCUCCCCCACCGGGGCCCUUCCCCUCCCCCCUCAGUGAUGUGGGGCGUAUGUGUGCGUUUCUCUGCGUGAAUGUGUGAGUGAGUACGCAUGGUGCCGGAGGAGCCAGGGAGACUCAGGAGUGCCAUGCAUCUGCUCUAGAGAGGCAGCUGUCCCAGUCCCUGCUGAGGAAGUGGGGAAUAGGGCCCUCUCCUGGGGGCCAUUGGUGCUAAUGAGGGGGUGGCCCUGAUGUGGGUGCUUGGCAUGCCUCCCCCGGUAUUGGCCCGGGCACUAGGGCAGGCAGGGUGGGGCAGCAGGUGCAGUAUUGGUGGGAGGAUGGGUUGCUGGGAACAGGAUGGGGGGGCCAGGCUAGGACAAGGGGGUGCCAGAGCCAUGACCACUACCCCGCCCCCACCACCCGCCUCUCCAUCUCAGUAUUCCCCCUCCCAUCACUUAUAACACACAUACCUCAUCCAGCCUCCUCCCUGCUCAGACUUGGGGAGGGUGGGGGAGGAGGAGCUCCUACCCCUUCCCCAGGGGGCGGGUCUGCAGGGCUGGGAGAGGCCAGGGCGUGUGACACAGACACCGUCCAUAAGGGGGGGACAGUAAUUCCUGCCCUGGGAACUCCUGGGUGGGGGGAGGGGACACUGCCCAGAGGCGCUACUGAAUGUAUGAGAAGCUGGUGCUGGGGUGGGGGUGGGGGGCUGUGGCCAGAAACAGGGAAGGAGGUAGGUCCCUUCCCCAGGGAGGGGUGGGACCGGUAGGGGUGACUUGAGGGGCUCCUACUCCUGCCCCACGUUGACAAUCAGUAUGUCUGUUAUGUGCGAUUUUUCACCCCGUUGUGUUUUGGGUCAGGAUUUUAAAGAAAGAUAUUUUUAUGGUAAUUGUUGCUCGUCUAUUUUACUAUAUAUUUAUGUAAUAAAUAUAUGAUGAAAAUCA
Molecule: messenger RNA, 5017 nt
Organism: Oryctolagus cuniculus (rabbit)
Lineage: Eukaryota; Metazoa; Chordata; Mammalia; Lagomorpha; Leporidae
Gene: THRA
Product: thyroid hormone receptor alpha
Biological process (GO): positive regulation of transcription by RNA polymerase II; negative regulation of transcription by RNA polymerase II; cell differentiation
Cellular component (GO): RNA polymerase II transcription regulator complex
Molecular function (GO): zinc ion binding; RNA polymerase II cis-regulatory region sequence-specific DNA binding; nuclear receptor activity
Source: RefSeq, a predicted model, not a curated record